Messenger RNA from Cucurbitaria berberidis CBS 394.84, 1095 nucleotides. RefSeq lists its product as uncharacterized. The record is from RefSeq and is a predicted model, not a curated record. NCBI's taxonomy places the organism in Eukaryota, Fungi, Ascomycota, Dothideomycetes, Pleosporales, Cucurbitariaceae. The transcript has 5 exons. The coding region runs from base 1 to 1095 and encodes 364 amino acids.
AUGGCGGUUCAUGGAAGACUGUCGGUGAUACUGGCAUUUGUACUUACGGGAAUAUCAACGCUCAUCGUAGCAUUGAGGUUCUACAGUCGCCACUUUCUCGUGGGCAAACUCAGCGCCUCGGACUGGUGUAUGUUGCUCGCGCUCAUCGCAGCAUGGGGCUCCGCCGUUGUCAACUGGUAUAUGAUCCACUUCUUAGACUACAGUGCUAAGUCUUGGCAGAAUAGAGAGACCUUUGCAGAGGUAGUCACCGGGUCACUGUUGAUGUUCUGGACCUAUCGCGUGAACUACAUCCUCGAUCUAUGCUUGAUCAAGACGUCCAUACUACUCUUCUACAGUCACAUUGCCGCCUCGAACAAACAUUUCCACUACGUCGUCCGCGCUCUGCUUACCAUCAUUCUACUAGGCGGUGCCUCCAUGAUCUUCGCCGCUAUAUUCAUGUGUUACCCGAUCGCUGACGCAUGGUCGUUCAAAGUAUUCGAGGCUGGACUCCACGGGAUCCAUGCAGCGCAAUGCUAUAACCCAGGACAUUUCUGGCUCUUCAAUGCGGCAUUCAACCUCGUCACAGAUGUGAUGAUAUGGACGCUACCGAUCCUCUUCUUCUUGAAUCUUCAGACAUUGCCGCUGAGGCGGCGCUUGGAGCUCAUCGCAAUCUUCUCAGUCGGUCUACUGGCCAUUGUCGCUUCCGCAGUCAGGCUCCGUAUUAUGGUGCUCUGGCUGUCCGACCUUGUGAAUCAAGGCAAUAAUACCGCCAACCUGUUGAUCUGGAGUCAAGUCGAGCAACACACGGGCAUAGUUGCGGCUUCGAUACCAUUUCUACGGCCCAUUUUCCGCAGAGCGUUGACAAAAGUGAGGAGCAGAGAGCAGCCCAGCCCGAGCCCGGCUGUGCGUUUGGUUGGGGAUGGAUCAACGCCCUUGAGCCCUGUGAUGCCUAGAACGCCUAUCAUUCCCUCACCUAGCCCGACGUUUGGGGAGAGCGACACGGAAUUUAGGCCACCUAGGAGCUCACUUGCGCCCAUUAAGCCAAUGCGUAGCGCAUCGACAUGGGGCUCGACCAUAUGGGACGGCACUCAGGUUCGCCAAGUGCUUUCCGGUUGA